Linum trigynum is the source of this 9445-nucleotide messenger RNA. The record is from the annotation of a GenBank genome assembly. Lineage: Eukaryota; Viridiplantae; Streptophyta; Magnoliopsida; Malpighiales; Linaceae.
AUUGUGAUACAGAAGUUAAAAAAUUUACAGCCACAAAAGAAAAAGUUAGAAUAAGAAAAUAUGCUUCAAUUAAUAAAAAAAAUAAGCAAAGAGCUUUUUUUUCUCCCUUCUCAUAUGUCGGUAUAUGAUAAUAAAGAAUAUUCCGAUCUAAAUUCCAUGAAUAUUGUGUAUUAUCACUUACACAUACAAUUUUGGAAUAACGAGAAAACUCAUUAGCAUCCACGUCCAUCAAUCUUCCACGUACUCGUUUAAUUACCUUGAAAUGUUCUAGCAAAACCAACCACAAACAAAACUAUCAACUGUCACUAACUUAUUAAAGCAAUAUUUUCAGCAAAUUAAACUACAUAUACUAAAACACAAUUGUAUUUUGUAGAGAGCUACAUAUCUCCUGCAUAAAAGAAUCGUGCUUUUUUACCUAAUAACAACAUAGACAAAUAAUGAAAAGAGCAGUCUUCAAUACAACUCAACUCAUUUUAUCAUGCAGAUUCCUCAUUUGUGAACCGAAUAUAUGAUCAAUCCAAAUAGUAGUUUGUAAGAAAACAAUCAUGUCAAAAUCAAACUUUAGUUACAGAUUCAAUGUGGAAAAAUUCACCUUAAUGAAACAAACAAAUUUCACCGCAAACAUGUAGAAAUUAAAAAAAACAUCGAAAUAGACAACAGAGAAACCACCAUUAUCAUUUUCUUUCUUCUUCGCGGCCUUUAUAAAACCCCAAUUAUGUUCCCUUCUACUUAUAACCUCUUUGUUACAUACUAAUUACUAAACAGUUCAUCAUUGUAUUGCUAGCCAGUAGCAUGUCAUUCGUGAACAUAAAAUAUAAUAAACAACCAUCACAACUCUACUUUCAAUUUCAACAUUCAAGAAAUCGGGUUGCAAUAGGCAUUCAAGAAAAAUGAUCAAUUAUUCAACUAAAAGAGGUAUGCCCUAAGUCCAACUAAUUAACCCUUCUAAUUAUAUUUUAUAUAUUUAAAUAAAAGUAUAUGGCGACCCUUCUCCGCAAAAAACAAAGAAGAAAUACAUUCACUCAUCGAGAGUGAGAAAAUUUACCAUCCAACAGUCGUAAUUUGGAAGAAAUUAAGAAAAGAUUGGAAAGAAGAGUAUAACUCGGCCAGUCAAUCGCAAACAUUAGCAUAUCGCUGAGAAAGUGAGACCAGUUGCCAGCUUCAGAUCAAGGAGGAAGAGGGAGCAUUCGACAACCCUCGGCUUGGUUCACCUCAUCUUCACAAUGAUCAGAUGAACUUUUUUCAUUAACAGGCAAAAAUAUGUUACAACUGCUCAAAAUUUUGUCAUCUAAUCUUUGCCUCGUGUAACUCCUGCCUCCUAUUCUCAUUCAAAGAAAAAAAAUCAUAUGCAUUACCAUUUCCUUCUCUAUAAAUUAUGAGAAUACAAAUAUUAGAAAUCUCAAAAACAUUAGCAACUAAUAAGCGGACUUUGUUUAUUUUUAUGGUGGUUGACAUACUUUCUUGAUUUCUUAUUUUCAAAGUUGGAUUUUAUUUCUAGUGAGACAAUCAAAAUGGGGAAAGAGACAGAAACAAAUUAAAGGUUUGCAUUAAUAAUUAAUAUGUUUUCAUUUAAUUAAAUAAGAAGUUUUUUUAAAAAAAUAAAAAGUAUUGCUCUGUCAAGUUUAUAUUCAAACAUUUUGCUAUAAAAUUUAUACUUGUUUUAUUUGAUAGUUAUAUACAUUAGAAAGAAGUGAGUGUUUGAUAACAAAAAAUAUAUAGUCAUAUCGUUCAUUUCUCAAAGUCGAUUGAUUAUCAAACGCUUGUUUUUUCUUCGACCAUCGUUUAGAUUUUGUUUAAUUGGAAAAUAUUAUUAUUUAUGUGUGUACUUUUUUUCUUCUUCAUCACAAUGUAAUUUAUUACUAAAUUUUAGUAAAAAUGAGUAAAAAAUUUACUUAAUCAGCUUGGGUUAAAUAAAUACGAUAUAUGUCACUCUCUAUUUUCAUCUUUAUAGUUUGUUUAAUUGAAAAAAAUUAUUACUUAUGUAUGUGUUUGUUUGUUUAAAUGUUUCCUAAAAAAUUAACUUAUUUUAAUUUUAGUAAAAAUGAGUAGAAUUAUUAAAAGAAGAGAGAGAUAUCUUUAUAAAUAGAUCAAUAAAUAGUUUUUUGUUUGUUAAAAUAUUGUCCACCUUGACAGCAUGUGCAUUCACCAAAUACUUAUGUGGCAAGAAGUUAUUUUUGAAUAACCAUAAUAUUUAGUAUAAAUAAAUAAAUAGAUAGAUAGAUAUAGAUAUGUAUUUGAUUGCUCUAGUCCUUGUGUGACAUGGAGAAACGAUCUACCAUUAACAAAUCGCACAAAUUCUCAUUAAGUUUUGAAAGAUAAACGCUUUUUCAUAAUAAAAUUAAUAAUAUCUCUGAAUUAUUCAUAUUAUUGAGUUUAAAUGUAAAACAAAUGUUUCCAUUUCAAAGGCGAGUCUAGAGGAAAGCAAGACGAGUUUUGACUAAAUCCGCAUCCUAUCCUACUCACCAAUUUCAAAAGCGGGCUUUAGGCAACCAAUACUGACGUCUCACCCAAACGGCCAAAACUACCAGCAGCUGCCUAAUUCCUGGGUCAUCAUCAAUUCAUCAUCAUCAUAAUUUGUCACGUAAUUUCUGGCGUCCAUUCUAAGCUUUUACCCUAUUUUUCUUGUAAUCAUCUAUCUUUUUAUGUGAUAAAUCUCAGUUAUUAUGAUUAGCAAGCUUUAGCAGCUAACAAUAUAAUAUAAUUAGAUUAAAGAUGGAUGAUUACAAGAAAAGGGUCAAAACUUAGAAUGAGCGCCAGUCGUUUAGUUGGCACUAGUCGGGAAAAAGAAAGACAAACAAAAGCCAAGCGUAAUAUAUGUGGUGAUUACUGAUUAUCGAUUUUAAUUAAUCAGAACGAAAUCCAACCAAAUAACCUUUACAAACCAAAUCGCUUUUGAAUAUAUACAUCCAAAUCACAUAAAGGAGAAGAAUCAGAAAAGGGGAUUAAAAUCGCAGAUUUGUUAAUCCGUUUUAAUUAAUGUUUUCUUACAGCAAGUUGCUUGGAUGGAAUGUACUAUAUAUAAUAUAUAUGUAUUAUUGAGAUCACCAUGAUAUGGUCGAUCACAUGCAUACACAUUAGGCAGAUGGUGGGAAAUCUUUGACGCUGACAUUAUAUAGCUGGGAUCAGGAAUGGUGAUGGACCGGAUGGGUAUGAGUAUCGAGAUACUCGUGUCUCGUGACAGGUCGAGUAUAAUUUAUUGUGGGAUACGGAUAGUGGCGGAGCCACAUUUUGAGAAGUGGGGUCCUAGGAAACUACUUGGGAAAAAAAACGGGAUAACAAAACAAUUUAAAUAUGUAGGAUUCAGUAUGAUACUUUGAGUUUAGGACCUCAUACUCUCGUCGACUUAGCUCGUCUAAGGAUAUCAAUCAACUCAAAGUUCGUUAGAUAAAGACUUUAGUGUUUUGAAAAUUUUAAGGACCCCAGUCAAUUUAAAGUCUGGCUAUGCCACUGGAUAGGGGUUGAGGAUUCGAUUUGUAUGGGGUAUGAAACUUAAAAGGAAUACAUUUAUAUCCACUUUCCAUUGUAGCUAAAAUAGGGGACAAUAAAAAUAAAAUUCUAAUUAAUUUGAGUAAAAUUACAUGUAAUUUAGCAAAAUUGGGUUGAAAAAUGGGGCGAAUAAGGUCGAGAAGAGUACUCAUGCCCGUCCGCCUUGCGUACCCAACCAAAACAAGUAAAAAACAAUUCGAUAAAAUAGAUCAUGUCGAAAUUGAUUUCCUACCAAAACUUAGUGAUUGAGAUUAACAUGGAUGAUGCUCGAGGGUGUAUGGGUAUGUAAUGUAGGUUGGGUUGGCACCCUAAUUAAUUACCUGCAAUAAUCUCUGACAUAUAUAUAAAUCAAAAGUGGGCGUAUCUUGAAUGAGGUAGGGUGCAAUAUCAUAAUGCUCCUUCACGUGCCAAUUAUUUGGGGAUUUAAAUGAUCAGCUCUUUCACUCCAGAAAAAAAUAAAUAAAUAAAGGAAAUGGAUCGACAUGAAGAUCAAAUUAUGGCGCCGGCCUACCAUUACUAAUAAACUAGGGUGGUUUGGAUGGGUUAAUUGUCAAUGUGGUAUUUGUAGAGUCAAAUAAUUUAUUUACUGUUUAACUCGUUAUAACUAUAACAUUCCAAUCGACGACUGAGUAUAACCACCGACUGGGUGUAGCAUAGGGCAAGCAAGCAAUAAGAAUUUAUCGUGCCACGGGGAUCUAGGCUUAACCUACUUUAGGUUUAUGGUUCGUUAUCUAGCCAACCUAGGAUAGUGAUUAAUAAAACUAAUCUAACUAACCUAGACUAACCACUAACCUAGCUAUUUAUAAGGUUUGGAACUCUCUUGGUUUGAAUCCCCAUAUUUCCGACCUUUGGAUCGAUGUUGAGUAUCCUCCUAGUUCGAGUGACUCAAAUACUCUACAGUUUGGAGAAGGACUCCCUCGGGAAUGACUCGGAACUGCGAAUCGAUGGAUGGGUAGGUGCUCUAUUCAACCUAGGGUAUCGUAUAUUGCUAGGAGGUAGAUCGAAUCAACUCCCUUGGGGAUUACCCGGACAAUAUACGAUAGGAGUGACCCGAAGACGCCAAUAAUGGGCUAUAAGGGGAUUAUCCCAUUCCUAGGCCAAAAGCUUAAGCCAUGAAAAUGAAAACCAAACUCAUGCCAUCCAUUAAAACAUUCAUCAAUUAGAUAAAAUCACCAAUCAAACUAAUAAGUUGUCACAUAAAUCAAUAACAAACCAAAAUAUAAACCUAGGGUUCUUAAUCCCAAGAGAAGAGGGUGAGUUUCUAGAGAGAGAGAUGAGAGAUUACAAAGAAACCUCCAGAUCUUCUUCUUCUAGGCUUGAUUCUUUGCUUCCAAACUUGAUCAAUGCUUUCAAUUAAGCUCUAAGAUCACUCUUUCUCUCACUAUAACUCCCCUUUGGUGUUUUAGGUUGAAAACCCUAGAGAAAGAAAGUGUUCCUUCUCCAAAAACCAGCUCCUCUUUUCUCUCUCCCCGCUGUUGUCUUCAUAUUUGCCCGAAAGUGACCAGUUCAAGGCCGCGUUGGCCAGUUCACGGCCGUGAACACUUAAACGCGUCCGUGAACUUAGUGUCGUCUCCAAAACGCACCGCUUCACUCUCAUGGAUUCACGGUCUUAGAGAUAGUGAACUCCCUUUGCGUCAGUAACUUCUGGAACCUUGCUGGACGCCUCGAUGUUCACGGUUUGUGGCUCCAUUUCACGGUCUGAAGACCGUGAACUCCAAUGUUGGACCAUGAACUGCGGCUGCUUCCUGGAUGCCUGCAUUUCACUGUUACAGGGCAAUUGUGACUUUGGACUUUUCUUCGGUUUUUGACCUCCAAUCAUUCCAAAACUCGUCCUCGACCCUUCCAAACGUGCUAGGACCUGAAAUGUAUCAAAACAAGCACAACCUAGCGUAAAAUAGGUUGAGGGACGGUGAUCUACUAAGCAUAACAGAUAAGAAAUGAUGAGUAAAAUGUGUACAUUUGGACCCGAAUCAUUGUUCAUGUGGUAUUUCAGUGUUAUUUCAGUUGUACUUGAAAUAAAGUAUCUCAUUUGGUAUUUAACAUGUGGUAUUUGGUAAAAACAGAGUGGUAAAACGAGUUAUUUCGAAAUAACACAUAUGUAUGAGUUAUUUUAAAUAACUCGAUUUGAGUCAUUUGUAAAUAGCUCACUGUCCAAAUAACUCAUUUCAGUAAAACACUAUCAAAUGAGUUAUUUGUGUCCAAAUAACUCAUUGUGAGUUAAAUACUUCCACGACGGUACAAAGUCACUGAGUAGGUAGUGGUCGGGACUUGAUCCAUCCGGGGAGAGGGGCGGCAGAUGAGACACGAGAGAGAUGGUUGAGGCUUUAAACGACAAGAGAGGGGAAAUAGAGUGACCAUUUUGAUAUAUGACAAGAAGAGUAACCCUAAUAUUAAUUAAUAUAAUUAAAGUAGUCACCACUCAUAUUGAUUAAAUAUACACACACAAUACAAACUUCAACAUACGAUAGGAUUAACUAAAAGAUCUAGAUCGAUAAGAUUAACUAAAAGAUCUAGAUGGAGACUCUGUUAUGGAGGACCUUCCUCUCAACAUAUCCUUUUGCCUAAUCUUGAAAUCUUGGGUUUGUGACAUCUAUUUUAUUAUCACCGAAUCAUGAUAAAUACAAAUCAAUUCGCCGGUUGACAACUUUUUUAGUGAUGGUUUUUUUAAUACUAUUUAGUAUUUUCUCAACCCAGUAAAAAAAAAAAUUCAUUCCACUCCUAUUCUCAGAUCAGAUCAAAUCAAAUAAAUAUACGUAGGAAGCACCUGGGAAACUGAAAAUCAAAUCCCACCGAUAACCUAACUCAUAUAUUAUUACACAUCAUAGAAAAGCGGGAAAUGAAAAAAAGAUUUGUUGUAUCGCUCUCUCUCUCUCGUCUUCCCCAUGGUUUCUAAUUUAAUGACGCGGCGACAACAGACAAGAGCUGGGCUCCAUACCAAAGAUUUGCUAAGAUCUCACGUUAUUGGAUCCUCAGAAUCUCCUCCCAGCUUUUCUUUAUUUCCAUUUCCUCUCUUCUUUCUUCCCUUCUCCUCCAUCCUCCUAUUAAACACCAAACCGCCACCCCCCCUUCUCCUAGAAAAUCCCUCUGCACUUCCCAAUUUCGAUUUCCCUUGUCAAACUCCGAAGAUUAUUAAUUCCUACCUCUCCCCCUUCAAAACCCACGAGCGGUUCUUUGUACCACUCAGUUCCAGCGAUUUCUUCUAGCAAAGGAGGUUUCUUCAGCUUUUUGGCUUGUUCUCAAUUGGGUUCUGAUCAUCUUUUCUACUGGGAAAUGGCGGCCGCCGGUACUGAGUCUCUGCGGUGGAACUUGGCGGAGGAAGUAGGGGUUUCGGGUUGUAACGGCAAUCUCGUUAAUGGGCCGGGUUCUGGUUCUGAGGAGUUUCAUGUUCUAGCUGUGGAUGAUAGUGUUGUUGAUCGGAAGCUUAUUGAGCGUUUGCUGAAGAGUUCAUCCUUCAAAGUUACGGCUGUGGACAGUGGUACUAGAGCUCUGCAGUACCUUGGUUUGGAUGGGGAGAAGAGUACUUCUGCGGUUGGUUUCAAUGAUUUGAAGGUCAAUCUCAUAAUGACCGAUUACUCCAUGCCAGGCAUGACUGGAUACGAGCUGCUCAAAAAGAUCAAGGAAUCUAAAGCUUUUAAAGAGAUCCCGGUUGUGAUAAUGUCAUCAGAGAACGUCUUGACCCGGAUCCAUAGUUGUCUGGAAGAAGGUGCUGAGGACUUCCUGAUGAAGCCUGUGAAGAAGUCCGAUGUCACUAAGCUUAAAGACUUCAUGGUGAAAGGGGAUCAAGCUGAGAAAGGCAAGAGAAGUAGCAUCAAGAGAAAGAUGGACGAUGACAUUCUUAAGAUGAUGAUGCCUCCUACUAUUGCUUCUUCAGAUGAUGAUCAAUCUUCAUCUGCAUCCCACUCUCCAUCGUCAUCAUCAUCAUCACCGUGUACAUCUCCUUCUUGCAAAAGAACCAGGCUGCAAUAGCCAGUGAUCGAUCUAAUACACAUGCUGCUAAACUAUAGAUGCUUUGAUCAGCAAAUUUUGUACGUAGCAUCAAGCCACUUAACAUAGAAAUGAAUGGCUCAUGCUCUUUUUUUGUGAAUUAUCAACUGCUUCGUCGAUGGUCUUACCUCAAAUAGUAUGAAAAGGAGGAUCGCUCUCAGUAGGACGCAAUCAACUUGAUGUGAUCUGUUCUUUAUUUUGUAAAUGGUCGAAUCUUUAAUCAUGAAUACGAAAUUGAGAUCUCUCAAAAUUCAAGUCUCUGUGAUCCUAAUUCCGCCAACUUGUUAUGAAAGUUCAUAUCUUUGACUGGGACCAUCUUAUGAGAUUGCCCUGUUUUCUUUCCACUUUGUGGGGUUGUCCUACUUCCGACUUCGACCCCUCUUGUUUCUUCAAUCUCUACAGUAUAUCUUCUUGACAACCCAUCAUUGAGAAUUCGGUAACCAUUGGGUCCAAGGGGUGGGCAAUGAUCCUGUCCAUAGUGAGAUAAAUCGGACUAACACGAUACUAUGUUCGAAUAAGAUGCAUUUUGAUUGAAUUUGCUUCUCAAAUUUCAAGAUUGUUUUUUUUUUCCGAUCUCAUGGAUCAUCCGAGAUACAUAUUCAAAAAAUGGGUUGAAUCGAAAUUGGAUCAAAAUCGACUGCACUGUUUGGUCGAAAAGAAUCGGACCGACCGGGCCUGCCCUUUGCAUCAUCAUCAAAUGGAAUAAUCAUCAUCCAUGGGGUGCAUCAUUCCAACUGUCUGAAUGAUGCUUUCUUUUGACAAGGCUUAACCUAAAACAGAAACAAAAGCAUCAACAGACAAAAAACAACGUGUAUGAUCAGAUCGGUGUUUCCACUUUUCCAAUCAUGAAAGAUAUGAAUGAAGGGUAGCCACCACCACCACCAAGAUAUGGAGACGGGGAAAAGCAAGAGAUCAAAUCUUGGCGAUGGGGGACCAUCAAAUCUUGGGCCAAAAGGGAAGAAGAAGAAGGCAAGAUCAUUCAUCAUGUGAUGUUGUUUCCGUUAUGUGCAAUUGAAUGAAUGGUGGUUGGGCAGGUCCCCUGUUUUCUACCCUGCUCUGCUUUGUCUCCUUCAGUUUGGGCUCUCGUGUUUUUGGCAUGGCGUAUAGGGUCAUCAUAUGGUUCCAUUCCAUGCCCAAUUCUCUGACCUAAGCGGCUAAGCUUGGAAGUCAGGAUCUAAGACUUUGCCCUACAAGAUCAAAAGGGAAUGCAACUUAAACUUCAUAGCUGGAACUAAAACAAGGAAGAUAGAGUUUGGCAUAGAAUGAUAUCACAUCCCAAUUCAGUUGAAGUACAUCACACUUGUAAGAAAAGGAAGGCUUGUGGAUUUUCCAAGAUUGUGGAGCACAAGCAAAAGGAGUAAAAUGUGUAGUCAUUAUUCAUCAUCCAAAGGAAAUAAUAAAAAUGUGUAGCCAUUUUGUAAUGUCACGAAUCAUGUAUGGUUUGGUAACUCACGAAAUGAUACGUCUAAACUCAUCAAUGAAAUAUGUGAUUACACUGAAAUUAGUUGAUAAUAUGGUACUAUCAAUUCCUUAAAAAAUGAAAUUUAGAUUUAGCUAUUAAACACGUGAUUUUUUUACUCAUUUUUUUUCAAGGUCUAGUGUAGAUAAAUCACCAAUGGAAAUUGAUAACCUCCUGCAUUCGUUUUACCGUUGACUUUAACCGACAACUUUCUUUGAAAAAAUCGACAAUUUUUUCGGGUUAUGUUGAAGGCUUGAUGUAUAUAAGUUGGUAGUAGUGCUUCUCUGUCUUAAUGUCGACGGUUAUGAAUCCAAGUAUAGUGGCGGAGUCAUGUCGAGUCCACCCCCUCAACUUUCAAAUAUAGCUAAACUAGCAUAAGCCCGCUCGCUAUAGCUUCGCGUCUGAGCUAGUACUUGAUAUUUAAAAAAUUAAUAGUUUGAAUUCUGAUCCAAAAGUAAAGGACUUCUCAUCUACAACUCUAUGUAGUCGAUACAACGAUAAACUUUAAUAAGGGAG